CAUGUAAUCUUUACUGCCUCUAUCUCUCUCUCUCUCCCUGUGUGUAUGUUGUUGAUUUCAACAUGCAAAUUUGCACAGCAAAGCUUUGCAGCAAUGCAGAGAACAAGUGUCCCUGAUGGAUAUGGGGACAGUGUCUUUGAACCAGUGUCAUGGGACAAGUAGCUAGGGAGCUGCUUGUGUUCCAGCAGACAGUAGAACUUAAUAGGAUUCCCAAAGGCACAAAAUCCCUUAAUUGGUUUACAUAAAACAAAGAAAGAAGUAAAUACCCCUGCAAAUGGACACCCAAGUGCCCAUCCAAUUGUCAGAGAGAGAUCUAGAGAGAGAGAGGGGCCAGCAAGUAUGCUCCAUUACGGUUCUGAAAAGAGGCUGAUUGGUGGGAAGGAAGAGAGAUGGCAUGGAAUUGGAUAAUCUCUCUCUCUCUCUCUCUCUCCCCCGCUCUCUCUCUCUCUCUCUCUCUCAUCUAUCUCUUGUGUUCCCAAGCCCAUACACUCUCUUUUUAAUGGAAUAAAUUCUACACUCAGACACCUCUUCACAUUUUCCAAGUCCUGUGAGAACUUAGUUUUUGAACUCCCCCUUCUACCUCUUUUGAUCAUAUCAACAUCUCAAAACCACUUCGAAGCCGAUAUAGAUUGUCUGCCAUGCCAUUCUGCUCAACCUCAUCUUUUGAAGAGAUGGAAAACGGAGAGAAAACACUGAAUGCCGCAGCAAACGACGUAGUAGAAGACGUCGUGAGAAGGUCAUUUCCUUGUCUAUUCUGUUCGAGAAAGUUUCACAGUUCACAAGCUCUGGGAGGGCAUCAAAACGCUCACAAGAAAGAAAGAUUCGCCGCGAGGAAAGCCAAAAGGGCUCCUUCUCCUUCUUCAUCCUAUGCAAUGAACAAUUUCUCCUCGUUCCCACCGCCCCCGCUUGUCUUCGCUCCGAACCAGCGUUUCAAUCUCCUCAAUCCCGCGAUGUACAUCAGCGCUCAUGGCGCCGCGUUUGGUCGGUUUCCGCAUCAGAGUUUCACGGGCGGGUUCGGCUCGAACGGCGCAGCCCGGUUCGAGAGCGGACUGUUCUUUGGAGGGAGCUAUUUGAACCAUUCUCAGGGUCAACAAUUUGGUGAAGACAGUGAUAUGAACUGUAUGAGGAAUCGUGAACUUGAGAAUGGAGAUCAUAGGGAUAAGAAUCAAAAGCUAGAUCUGUCUCUCCAUUUAUAGAUUAUGUGGAGAAUGGAAUAGUAGGGAUCCAAGUUCUGUUCUGUUUUGUUUCCCAUUAUGUGUUUUUGGUACUAUUAGACAAAAGGGUAUGGUUUAAUUGCUACAAGCAAGCUUCUUUC
This is a messenger RNA of Rhododendron vialii, 1315 nucleotides long. Its product is annotated as protein LATE FLOWERING-like. The record is from RefSeq and is a predicted model, not a curated record. Bases 639 to 1196 code for a protein of 185 amino acids. Lineage: Eukaryota; Viridiplantae; Streptophyta; Magnoliopsida; Ericales; Ericaceae. Gene Ontology annotation, biological process: negative regulation of abscisic acid-activated signaling pathway. The transcript is spliced from 2 exons.